This is a messenger RNA of Brassica rapa (field mustard), 3064 nucleotides long. Its product is annotated as argininosuccinate synthase, chloroplastic-like. The record is from RefSeq and is a predicted model, not a curated record. Gene Ontology annotation, molecular function: argininosuccinate synthase activity; ATP binding. Gene Ontology annotation, cellular component: cytoplasm. Gene Ontology annotation, biological process: urea cycle; L-arginine biosynthetic process. Lineage: Eukaryota; Viridiplantae; Streptophyta; Magnoliopsida; Brassicales; Brassicaceae.
UAUUCGGGCCGGGCCUAACUCUGAAUGAAAAAAAUCGGAGAUUUUGCAGGGAUUAAUCGUUGAUUUAUUUUCGGUUAUAUAUGGUGAAUUGGUGAAAAGUUCAAAGAAGUUCACUUGGUGUAGCGGUUAUGGGACGUUUUAACUACCUAGCAACCCGACUUCGAGCAAGAGUAAUGGCAUUUUUUCUGUUUUCUUAUCAAUAACUUAAAUGAGGGAUAAAUUGUCAUUUACUUAGCAUCUUCCUCAUUAGGUUUUCUGGAUUUUCUGCAACAAAAACUCGACGGCUCUUCCAAUUUUUAAGAGUUUUAGAACGCUUUCUUUGUUUUUCUUGUUGUUUUCAAGUAAAUUUAAUGAAUCUUAUGUAGAUUAGUUGUUUUGUAGGUUAAAACGAGUGAAAUUGUAAGACUUUUAACAUACCUCCGAGAGUCUUUGCAUUAACGGCCGUGACCAGUAACACGGUGAGUGUUUUCACCAGAAAACUUUCAUCAAACGCCAAAAAAAAAAAACAUUUUAAUAAUUACAAAGAGAAGCAACUCUUUCAGUAAGCUCCACCACUGAUUCACCAUCUCCUUCCUCAGCUAUGGUGUCUUGCAACACACAGAACAUAAACAAAAGUAAGUAAACUCCAUCUUCAUGUUCCUUUCAAGAUCCUCUGUUUUUUUUUACCAACUAACCUCUUUGUCGGUUUUAGAUUGGACACCAAUGCAUUUAGAACCACUGAUGCUCGAACUCUUUAUGAGGCUACGAGCAAUGUAACCUCCUCCAUUGUCUGGUUCCUCAGAUUCCAAAGUUGAAGCCACAGCUGCUGCUGCUCUUCUCUCAACAUCACUGCUUUCUUCUGCAGUCUCACCACUCUGAGCAGGAACUAUCUCUCUGCAACACACAAUCACAGAGAAGCUCAAUGCUUUCAGAGCAUGAAUUAGAUGUGUGGGCUCUCUCUUUCUUUGAAAGCAUUGGGCUUCUCUGUAAUUGUGAUUGGUUGAUUAUUUUUGGUGACGUGACAGCCUAGAAAUUCAAUGUAUGUGCCUUUUAGUAUACGAUAGAUUGCACUAAAAUUAAAAAUUAUCUUCAAAAUUGUUUAAUUAUUAAAAUUUGUGAGAAAGUAAAAGAUUUCAUUUAAUAUUGUACUAUUUAGGUAUAUAUAUUUGCUUUUUCUUUUUGAUCAACAGUUAAUAUUUGCUUUUAGGUUCAAAAUCCUAUUUGGUUCUUAUAUAAUAUUAGGAUGAACUCGUUCUAGUAAAUCAUUAAUAAAAUUCAAACGUAUAGACUCAAUAUAAUACUACUACAUGGUUUAUUGCAAUUUAGAAAACUCAUAAUAAACCGGUUUUUAGUUUUGUUAGCGUUAGCUAUUUGAAAAUAUAUCUGGAUAAGGAAAAGAAAAUGGACAAAGGUUUAGCUUCUUCAGCUUUUGUUUGAUCUAGUUAUCAAAAUAUGACACAUGUAAUUGACUCUGCAAUUUACGUAAUUAUGUAGCAUGAAAAUAGACUUUGUAUCAGCUGAAUUUUCUUACCGGUUUUGUAUGUUUAGCUAUAAUGAUUUUACAAUUUAUAUGUACCAAAAAAGGAUGGACAAUGGCUUAGCUAAACCAAGUCAUUAUAGCACCUGUUAUCAAUUAAUUGCCAUCACAUACAAUAAAAAAUCAUGAUCUCAAAAGUCCGUAUUAGUCUUUUUUGUAACACUAUCAUCGACCUACAAGAGUCAAUGAGAAGUUAGUGUUACAGUCAAUCUGCCCAUUUACUUAAAGACAUGUUCUUUAUUCCUGUGUGAUGAAAUUUCUAUGUGUUUGAUUAAGCUUCAUGAAUGUUGUUAACUACUUUGUGAUCUUCAAUAAUGCACAGCUAUUCGAGCUGUCCUCUCCGGUGAUGGUAAAACUUCUCAUUCAAAGGAUGCCGGUCAGGCUUCAUGGAAAACUGAAAAAAGUCGUUCUAGCUUACAGUGGAGGCUUAGACACUUCUGUCAUCGUGACAUGGCUUAAGGAGAACAGUGGUUGUGAAGUUGUAUGUUUCACCGCAGAUGUUGGUCAGGGCAUAGAAGAGUUGGACGGUUUGGAACAAAAGGCUAAGGCUAGUGGUGCUUCUCAGUUGGUUGUUAAGGAUCUCACAGAAGAGUUCGCCAAAGAUUACAUAUUCCCUUGUCUUAGAGCUGGUGCUAUCUAUAAACGAAAAUACUUGGUGGGUACAGUACCGGUCCUGAAAAUUUGAAGGCUGGAAGCAAAUUAUAAAUUAAGGCCUGUUUAUUAAAGGCCAUCUCAGGAAAAAGAAUUCUUUUAAUGCAAAUGGAGAAGGGAUUUAAGCUUUUCAUUUGGUCUUAGCCUUUUGGUAUUGUUUGGUGCAACUUGGGUUGUCUAGUGUCCUACAUGAUAACAUUAUCCUCAACCAAUGGCUUAAGCUUUUCAUUUGGUCUUUUUGGUCUAGAGGAGUUGCAGCAGUGUGUGUGUGUGUGGAAAUAUUGGUUGAUUUAUGUGUGUAGAUAAUGCUAAGACAUGUGAACCAAGCAAAGGAAUUUAUAUCCUCAUAGUAACAGCAAGCUAAUGGCUAAACCGGGUUGCAGUUAAACCAAAAAUAAGCAAGUUCUCUUACUUUCAAGUUGAAAGAGAGAUUUGAGAUCAUUCCAAGUGAACGCUUAUCACACAGCCAGUGUUGUGUACUCUCUCUGACCAGCUUCCCUCGUUAUGAUUUGGAAGCAGCUAACAAUUUCACAAUGCGGCUAAUAGACACCACUAGUGGAACCAUAGCGAGCAAUACACUAUUUUGAAGACAUAAUCUGGUGUUCCUAACCUUAACGCUCUUGCAGGAUUGUCCAAUAUAUUUUUAUUACAACUUGUAAUGGUUAUGACGCGAAAACUGUUCCAAAAUAGUAGAAUUUCAAAAGAGUGACAAAGGGUUUACAAGACUAGAAAAGGAAUAUUCAAAAACAGACAACACAGAACUGAGAUUUUGGGAGAAACAUAGACAUGAAACAAAGAAGAAACAAGAGAAAUAAACAUCCAAGUGUAUGCUAUGUAGAAGAUGAAUCAAGGCACAAUCUUGAAAGCCUUGUACUUAUCAAUCCAAGAGAUGAAAGA